Messenger RNA from Anarrhichthys ocellatus (wolf-eel), 1818 nucleotides. RefSeq names its product RNA binding motif protein 48 (gene rbm48). Gene Ontology annotation, molecular function: nucleic acid binding. Lineage: Eukaryota; Metazoa; Chordata; Actinopteri; Perciformes; Anarhichadidae. The transcript has 5 exons. Gene Ontology annotation, cellular component: nucleoplasm. The record is from RefSeq and is a predicted model, not a curated record. The coding region runs from base 194 to 1129 and encodes 311 amino acids.
AAACACCACGAACAGCAGAAGAUAUGCAUUUCUCGACCUAAAUAUAGAGAUGGAAGAAGAGAUAAAGCGGUUAAGGUAUGAAUUAGCUCGAUAUAAGUUAUUAAAAAAAACAUAAAUCUGAAGAUAAGAGACGCUGCAGCCUGCGACUCUUAUCUUAAAGGUGUACACCAUCAAUUUAGAGUCGUGUUACCUGAUGGUCCAAGGGGUCCCAGCCAUCGGGGUGAUGACAGAGCUGAUCCAACUGUGUGCCCUGUACGGAGCUGUGGAGGAGUACAGGCCCCUGGACGAGUACCCUGCUGAGGAAUUCACGGAGGUCUACCUUGUUAAGUUCCAGAAACUCACCAGCGCCAGAGCAGCCAAACGACGCAUGGAUGAGAAGAGUUUUUACGGUGGUGUGCUGCAUGUGUGCUACGUCCCAGAAUAUGAGACUAUGGAAGACACCAGGCUGAAGCUUCAAGACAGGAGGAGAUAUGUUAUCAGGGCUGUUCAGAAUAAAGCAAGAGAAAGGAAACAGGAGGCCGUAAACAAGGAGACAGUAAACAAGGAGACCACGUCAUCAAACACAGCCACCACAUCAGAGACGGUCAUCCCCAGACGUGAUAAAACCUCCGACAAUGAUAAUUCAGAGAAGAAGUCAAACAUCAGCCACUAUUCAGACUUUCCUCUACUGCCAUUACCUCCCCAGGAAUACCAUUACUACUGGCAUAAAAAUCAACAUGGGACUAUACCGACAGAAGACAAAAUGGGGACAUUACAUAAUGCCGUCAUUGACACAAAACAGCAGCAAGGGCCCAGUUCAAGCUCCGGCCAAACCUCUUCAGACAGAGACACAGAACGCAGACUGACCUCAAGUCAGUCUUCUACAGUAGCCAGAUUUGUCCCAAGAACCACACACUUGGAGAACAGGAAACGCAAGAUGGAAGCUGCAGCGGAGCACUCACCGACUGAUGUUACUAGAAACAAUGAGACACUUAUUGGGCCAAAGCUACCGGAACCUCCCAAACUGGACAUGGAGGAUGAGUCACUAAACACAACUGUAAACCUGAUCAGGAACACGAUGAAUAAGGUGGAAUCCGUUCCUGGCCUUAAACCAGUAGAGAAAAAGCUGAAACCACGUCGUCGGAUUUGAUCCAAUGAGCUGCCUUAAUGCUGGAAUUUCUGGAGAUUCUUUUGGAAAAUUACAAUUCAAACCGUUUCCCUUGGCAGAUUGCUUUUAUUUACAAAUGUUGCCCCACAAUUCAAACAGCUAUUACAUUUUUAUUAAAGAAUAUAUUUCUGAAAUAGCACUUGAAUGUGAUUCCUUCAUUGUUUCAGUUCUUGAAAUACAUGCUGCUCAAAUGUCUCAAUUCUCUGAAAACAGGGGGGGGAAAAGAGUGCAAGAUUAAGAAUUUCUGAUGUAGAAAUUACUUAAUUUAUUUACUAAUUUACUACUUUAAUUUGUGAUUACCGUGACGUCAGGGAGGCAAGUUCCAAAAGCCUCAAGUAGUAGAUUCUCCUCUCUAACUGACUGUUCAAAGUCAGUUAAAGACAGUCUGCCAUCAUGGUUAUGGUCCUACGAAAAUAUAAAAUGUGUUUGUAGCCAGUUGUGUACAUAAAUUAGUCAGAUAUGUGAAUCUCAGAUUGUUUCUACUUUUCACCCUCUGAAACACAAAACUUUGACAUCCUUUUGAAGGAGGAGAGAACAUAUGUAGAGGUAAAUCAAGGAAUUUUUAAACCAACAGGCCAGCAGCAUUCAUCCCCUCACCAUCUUCUUGAGCGUGAUCUCCACCAAGUCUUUGACUCCUUCCUCACGUUCCUCAGAGGACAGUCCGGGGAGGC